Messenger RNA from Peronospora matthiolae, 651 nucleotides. Lineage: Eukaryota; Oomycota; Peronosporomycetes; Peronosporales; Peronosporaceae. The record is from the annotation of a GenBank genome assembly.
AUGUACGAAAGGAUUGACAACCUGAAAUCCCUUUACGACCGUGCCGGGAAGACUUUCUCCGGCGGUCCUUCUGCGGCACAGGAUGUGCCGCGUCGUACUGCUCAACCAGACCCAGUACGUCGAUCAUCAGUUGGGAGCGGGGCUCCCAAGAAUCCCAGGACGGGGGAUAGCCGCGCCACCGGACGAGAUAACUCGUCCGACGCCCGUUCACGUCGCGGUGGUUCAACAGCUGCUCAACUAGAUAGCGCUGGCCACCGCGAGAGUCCUCUAAUGGAGGUGGAGGAGGAGGAAAGACGCUCUCCACACGAUCAUGUGGAUCGGUGUGUUCCCGAGAGCUUCUUUGAUCGCGUAACGCAAGGGUUACGCGACGAUCUCGAACAUGAGCGGAAUAGGCGUCUCCAAAUGGCGGACACUGUCUCGAAGCAUCGAGCUGAGUUUGGCUUUGCUCAGCUCGAGAACGAGAGAUCUCUGACAUCUCUUCGUGACGAGCUAAAGGUAGCUCGUGGGAUUGUUGAUCGGUCUAGGGCUGAGAUAACUGCUCUUCAGACCCUUGUUGAUGCCCACCAUCGGGAGCACAAGGCUCUCUGCGAGAUGCUUGAGCGCAAGGGCGUUCUUCAUCGGAAGAAGCAGCGUACUGAUGGUACGGCUUAA